Cutaneotrichosporon oleaginosum is the source of this 3681-nucleotide messenger RNA. RefSeq lists its product as uncharacterized. The record is from RefSeq and is a predicted model, not a curated record. Lineage: Eukaryota; Fungi; Basidiomycota; Tremellomycetes; Trichosporonales; Trichosporonaceae. Gene Ontology annotation, molecular function: lipid binding.
AUGCCUGGCGAGCACGACGCCGCAAAGGCCAACACUGCCGUCGCGUCCGGCGCGCCGCAGCACCACAGCGCGCAGAAGGGCGACGGCCGCGGCACGGCCGGCACGAUUGACUCGCCCCGCGACGCUACCCAGACAGGUAGCUCGGGCACACCCGUCGUCGUGCCCUCUGCUGGCGCGCGCUCAUCCUCGGGAGCCUCGGCGCCCGGCAGCCCCACGACGCCGGCGCGCGCGACCGCUCCCGGCCCCCCGUCGUACGCCACCCCCGCCUCGCCAUCGGCUCGCUCGGCCACCUCUCCCACCUCCCCUUCCCGCUCCCACCUCUCGCCGACCGCAGCCUCGCCGACCGCACCCACCGGCCCCGAGCUCUCGCGCCAGCGCUCCCCUGUCCCCGAGUUUCCCAAGCUGCCCGCUGCCCCGCCCCCGAAAGUCUACGGCAUGGGGUACUCAAACUUCCGCCGCGUCCCCAAGGCCCAGGACUACGCCGGCAUCAAGCAGGAGCACGAGAAGCAGGCAGACGAGUACGACCGCAUCCUCCAGGAGCGCGAGGCCGCGCUGCGCGCCAACGGCGAGCUCGCGCACUCGAGCGGCAGCCUCACCCCAGAGGCGGCGCCCGUCGACGACGCCGUCGCCGAGCCUGGCGGCGGCGAGAAGACCUCGGCGAACAUGGGCGCCAACGAGAAGGCGCGCCUUAUGGAGCAGAUGAAUGCCAACCAGGAGAAACCAACCGAGCGCUUCAAGAAGCGCAGCAAGGGCGAGCGCCGCGUCCGCGAUCCUAUCACCGGCAAAGCGAUCGUCGUCAAGGACGCCGACCCCAAGGACUUUGACUCGUCCCACACCCGGAUCAUGGGCACCAAUGUGCUCUACUACGACUUCCCACCGCCUGCGCCAAAGGGCCUCACCGACAUUCUCGGCUAUAUCGAAUCCGCUGAGAAGCUCGUCGCCGCCGGCUUCGUCGUCCUCUGGAUCCUCGUGUCGUGGGGCAGCUCGUGGUGGGGCUUCUGCUUCCGGUCGGCCGUCGUCGGAGGCGCUGGCGUCGCCGUCACAUCCUUCAUGUCCAUUAACCGCAAGAAGAUGGAGAAGGAGGUCAUGGCCAUCCGCCAGGACCAGCACCGCACGCGCGGCAACGCCAUGGUGCCCCCCACGCCCGAAAGCGUCGAGUGGCUCAACCACCUCGUCCAACUCGUCUGGGGCCUGAUCGACAACACCAUGUUCAUCCCGCUUGCCGACACGGUCGAAGACAUUCUCCAGCAGUCGCUUCCGGGCUUUGUCGACUCCGUGCGCAUCACCGAUGUCGACCAGGGCUCGAACGCCCUGCGCAUCACCAGCAUCCGUGCACUCCCCGACCAGCCCGGAGACAAGGGGUACCCGAAGAAGGAUUGGAUCGACGACGGCCAGGACGUCAAGCUCAAGGACACGACUGGCAAAGAGAUCGAGGAGGACCAGGCGGGUGACUACUACAACUUUGAGGCAGCAUUCGCCUACUCGGCGCUUCCCGGCCAGAAGGACCGAUCCAAGAACAUCCACAUGCUCAUCCAGUUCUUCCUCGGCAUGAACGACUGGUUCCACAUCCCCAUCCCUAUCUGGAUCCAGAUCGAACAGAUCUUCGGCAUUAUCCGCCUCCGUGUGCAGUUCAUCCCCGACCCGCCGUUCGUGCGCAACGUAACCUUUGCCCUCUGCGGCGUCCCCUCCGUCGAGGUCUCGGCCAUCCCCAUGUCGCGUCACCUGCCCAAUGUUCUAGACCUUCCCCUUAUCUCGUCUUUCGUCAAAGACGGCAUUGCUGCCGGCACGGCCGAGUUGUCCGUGCCCAAGUCGAUGACGCUCAACAUCAAGGAGAUGCUCAGCGGCACUGUCGGCGACACGCACGCCAUGGGCGUCUUCGUCAUCGCCGUGCACUACUGCGAGGACCUCUCGGCUCAGGACAGCAACGGCUUCUCGGACCCCUACAUUGUCCUUGCGUACGCCAAGUACGGCCGCCCGCUGUACUCGACCCGCAUCAUCCUGCAGGACCUCAACCCUGUGUACGAGGAGACAGCGUUCCUGCUUGUGUCGAUGGAUGAGGUGCGCAGCCAGGAGGAGCUUGUAGCUAUGCUCUGGGACAGCGACAACAUGAGCGCCGACGACCUCGUCGGUCGUGUCCAGAUCCCCAUUGAGGAGCUCAUGGCCAAGCCCAACAAGAUGUACCGCCGCGAAGACAGUCUCAAGGGCUUUGAGGACGGCAACGAGAUGCCUGGCAAGCUCGUGUGGUCGAUCGGCUACUUUGACCGUGUCCCGCUCGACAAGAAGUACGAGCGCCUGCCUACGAUCGAGGAGGCCAAGGCGCAGCCCGCGCCCGUGUCCGCGCCGUCCAAGGAGAUGCUCCCCGGCGAUGCGGCACCCAACCCCGCGCGCGACUUCAUGCCGCCCGAGGCGCCGACGCUCGACAAGACGCGUCCAGACCCGGAGUGGAACAGCGGCAUUCUCUCCAUCAUUCUCCACCAGGUUACCAACCUCGAGCGUCAGCACCUAGAGGGCAAGAGUGGCAAGGACCGCGAGGGCGAGGCCGGGCAGGACACGGAUGACCCGAGCGAGCAGACCGAGAACCUGCCGAGUGGUUACGGCGAGUUUAUUGUCAACGACUCACUCGUGUACCGCACGCGCGUCAAGCAAUACAGCGUCAACCCGUACUUUGAGGCGGGUACUGAGGUGUUUAUCCGCGACUUCCGCACCACUGAGGUGCGCGUUGUAAUCCGUGACUCGCGCCUGCGCGAGUCCGACCCGAUCAUGGGCAUCGUGACCGUCAACCUCGCUGAUGUGUUCGCCGACUGCUCCAGCAUCAAGAAAAUGUAUCCGAUCCAGGAGGGCGUGGGCUUUGGCAAGGCCAACAUCUCGUUCGCGUUCCGUGGCAUCAAGGCGACACUGCCCGACCGCCUGCGAGGGUGGGACACGGGCACCCUUACGAUCAGCCGCGUGCGGCUGUGCGGUGACCCGGCCAAGCGGGACGUAUGGGAGGCGCGCGAAGUAAAUCUCAAGGUGGAGACGAACGAGAGCACAGAGAAAAUGCGCAAGCGCGAAGCGCAAGACGAAGGCGGCGAGAUCGUCUGGGACAUUGAGCCGCUCUACAUGCCCAUCUACAACCGGUACCAGGCGCACGUGUGGUUCAAGUUCGGCUCGACGGGCCUCGGCAAGGUCAUUGGCAAGGGCAAGCCCGAGGCGAUGGCCGUGCUGUGGCUGCAAGACCUGACGGACCUGCAGGACGCCGAGGUCGAGCUGCCCGUCAUCGUGUCGGACGACAUGAAGCAGCUGCAGCAGAACGUGAUCAACGACCAGACGCUGCGGACGCACAAGUUUGAGGUUGUCGGCACGAUCAAGGCGCGCAUGGAGUUCACGCCGGGGCUCGACCUGCACCACGAAAACCUCCGGCUGUCGCAGGGCCGCCGGCACGCAUUCCAGGCGUGGAUGGCUGUCGAGGGCGAAAGCGAGAUCGCGUACCGCCAGCAGGCGUUUGACGACGACGGCGUGAUUGACCGCUCGGAGAAGCGCGAGAUGAAGAAGCUGCACCGCCGGCAGCUCGAGAGCCGCGGCCGCGGCAUGGCGCAGGUUGGCGCGUACCGCAGUGCCAAGUGGAUCGGGCGGGGUGUGAUGGACCGGCUGCCGGGCAAGAAGAAGACACGCGAGCGUGAGUGCAACGAGAGGCGGAGCUGA